UUGUUAGAUCUACCCUAGGGCCAGGCCUAAUGCGAGGGGCCUAAUGUGUGCUAGCUAGCUGUGAAUAUCAGCCAAACAUUGUUCAGCUAGCUAGCUAGUAUACUAGCUACUAUUGUCUGGAGCAAGAGCUGUGACCUACAAGAGCCUCUAGCGCAUUUAGGCUCUAGGAUGGACGGUGGACAGCAAGUGUGGGCGCCGCAUCCAGUGGAGGGCUAUCAAAUGGGACUGAUUAUUGAUGUAGGGGCGGAUACACUCAGUGUGGAGCCUCUGGGGCAGCCAGGAGCGGUGGUAGAGGCCUCGUACGACUGUGUGUUCCCGGCAGUGGACGACGGGGCACCUGACGUUGAGGACAAUUGUUCCCUCAUCUACCUGAAUGAAGCCACGCUACUGCAUAAUCUUAGAGUACGCUUUACCAAGGGAAACAUCUACACAUACGUUGCCAACAUUCUCCUUGCUGUGAACCCUUACAACGAGGUCAAAGGUCUCUACUCCUCCCAAACCAUCCGCAAGUACAACGGCAAAUCCAUCGGAGUGUUACCACCUCACGUGUUUGCAAUAGCGGACAAAGCCUACCGUGAGAUGAAAUCACUCAAGUUGAGUCAAUCCAUCAUUGUCAGUGGUGAGAGUGGUGCUGGAAAGACUGAGUCCACCAAGUUUGUGCUCAGGUAUCUGACUGAGUCGUAUGGAACUAGUGCAGGACUCAUUGAGCAGAGAAUUGUGGAAGCUAAUCCUCUACUGGAGUCUUUUGGUAAUGCCAAGACAAUGAGGAACAACAAUAGCAGUCGUUUUGGAAAGUUUGUGGAGAUCCACUUCAACGAUAAGUAUCAGGUGGUGGGUGGCCAUGUGUCUCACUAUCUGCUGGAGAAAUCUCGUGUGUGCUCACAAUCAGCUGAGGAGCGUUCCUAUCACGUGUUCUAUCAGCUGUUAGCAGGAGCUCCUCAGGAGACCAAGGAUGCUCUCGGCCUGACGAAGGGACAAGCUUUCAAAUACUUGAAUCCUGCCUCCCUGAAGGACCCAGCCAUCCAUGAUGACCAGGACUAUCGCACCCUCGAGCAGUCCAUGGAUAGAGUCGGACUGUCACUGACAGAGAAGGCGGACCUGUAUCGAGUGAUAGCGGCCGUACUCCACCUUGGCAACAUCUGCUUUGAGGAGAACCAUAACGACAGAAAAGGAGGUAGUCUGGUGACUGGAGGGUCAAAGGGCAGUCUAGUGGGUGUGGCCAACCUCCUCGGACUGGAGGUGAUUGAUUUGGAGCGCUCCCUCACCUCACGAGUCAUGACCACCACCAAGGGGGGCAGCGUCGGGACCAUCAUCAAUGUACCCCUGAAGCCAGACCAGGCUGGUAAUGCACGAGAUGCUCUAGCCAAGGCUCUGUACCUGCGUCUGUUCAACCACAUAGUGCAGAGAGUGAACCAGUGCUUCCCCUUCAAGAGCUCCAGCUUCUAUAUCGGGGUGCUCGACAUUGCAGGAUUUGAGUACUUUCAAGUGAACAGUUUUGAGCAGUUUUGCAUCAACUACUGCAACGAGAAACUGCAGCAAUACUUCAACGCCAGGAUUCUCAAAGAGGAGCAAGAGCUGUACAAGAGGGAGGGGCUGGGUCUCACAGAGGUCCGCUACACUGACAACCAGGACUGCAUCGAUUUGGUAGAGGUGCGGACUCGUGGGAUCAUAGACCUCCUGGAUGAAGAGUGCCGUCUUCCUAAGGGCUCUCACAGUCACUUCACAGAGACAGUCCAUCAGACACACCUCAAGCACUUCAGACUCUCCGUGCCUCGUAAGUCUAAAUUGACGUAUCAUCGCAAUCUCCGUGACAACGAAGGGUUCAUAGUGCGUCACUUUGCAGGGGCAGUCUGCUACAUGACAUCUGAGUUUCUGGACAAAAACAACGACGCCCUGCACGCGAGUCUAGAGCAGUUGAUUUCAGCGAGCAAGGAUCCGUUCAUCAACCAGCUGUUUCCUGGGGCCACCAACAAGGGAGGGGGAAACACCAAGAAACUAGUACUGGACAGUGUCGGCAGCAAGUUUAGAACUCAGCUGAAUACGCUGAUGGAGAAGCUUGGAAAGACGGGAGCGAGUUUCAUCCGUUGUCUGAAACCCAACCUCAAAAUGGAGGCUGGCAAGUUCAUUGGAGGACAAAUUCUCUCACAGCUACAAUACGCAGGCAUGGUUGAGGUGCUCAAGCUGAUGCAGGGGGGAUUCCCCUGUCGUGCCCACUUUAACGACCUCUACCAAAUGUACAAAGCUGUACUACCCGCUAAACUGGCUCGCCUCGAUCCACGGCUGUUUUGUGAGGCUCUAUUUCGUGCAGUCGGUAUGAAACAUGAGGAUUUCCGGUUUGGAAUGUCACGAGUUUUCUUCAGAGCAGGAAAGUUUGCAGAGUUUGAUGACAUCAUGCGUGGAGACACUGACCACUUGGCAGCACUCGUUGCCAAGGUGCAGCGAUGGCUCGUGUGUAAGAGGUGGAGGAAGGCCAUCUAUGGAGCCAUUUGUGUCCAAAAGUUGUCACGUAAGAUCUCCUAUCGUUCUGAGAAUGCUCUCGCUAUUCAGCGAGCUGUCCGGAUGUUCCUAGCCAUGAGGAAACACAGACCACGGUACCAGGGGAUAGCCAGACUGCGUACACUACGAGGCAGAACUAAGACCCUCUCUGAGAUAGUGUCCAUGCUGAAGCGUGAUCGUGAGAGCCUUGUUAAGAGGGUGGGGCAACUCGAGACUACCCUCGACCAGCAGAUCAACAAACUAAAGAAUGGUGUAGUGUCAGCUGCUGAUAUCAACGCCACCUACAAAGCUCUGGCCAGCUCAACUGAAGAAUUCCUAAGAGAACUAAACGAUCGUCAGGAGGAGCAGCGCAUUGAGGAGGAGAAGGCAGAGAAGAUGAGGAAGAUCAAAGCAGAGCAGGAGAGAGAGCAGAAACGACGAGAGGAGGAAGCUGCUCGACUGCGGACACUGCAAGAUGAGAUGGAGAGAGAGAGGAAACGACAAGAAGAAGAUGAACGUCAAAAGCAACAAGAAGAGGACGAAAGAAAACUACGUGCUGAGCUUGAGGCACGUCGUGUGCGUGAUGAAGAGGAGAGGAGACGUGUCGAGGUGGAGGUGAGGCAGAAACGAGAGCAGGAAGAGGCGGACCGAAGACUGGCAGAGGAGCUGGAGAAAGAGAAUGAAGAGAAAUACUCUCUAAUGAUGGCUGCCCACGAACAAGAGAAGAGAGACUAUGAGCUGGCUCUCAGGCUGUCACAGGACGAACGAUCUCCACAACAGGCCAUAGCUGAGAGUGUGUCACCAAGUGCAGUCGAGUCUCAGAUCUAUCGAGCUUCGGUUCAAAGGUCGUCUGGAGCGCUGAGUCAGCAACAAGAGGCAGCCAGGAAGAAGUACAACCUCACCAAAUGGAAGUACGCAGAACUGAGGGACACCAUCAACACGUCAUGUGAUGUUGACUUGUUGGAGGCGUGUCGUGAUGAGUUCCAUCGUCGACUGAGAGUGUACCACGCUUGGAAGGACAAGAACAAGCGACGUACCCCGGCAGGACAAGGGGCGGAGUCAGAGCAACGAGCACCACAAGAGGUCCUCGAAUCAGCCCAAGCGACUCGUGGCCAAAGCCCCCCUCCACCCAUCCCCCCACGCUCGUCCAGUCUGACCCCACCCCCUGAAGACAAACCACAGCCACAACCACAGCGAUACUUCCGUGUUCCCUUCGUACGUCCCUCCCCAGACCAACUAGACCGUAAGAAAGGCUGGUGGUAUGCCCACUUUAACGGCCAGUGGGUAGCUAGGCAACUCGAGUUACAUCCUGAGAAACAGCCAUUGCUGCUAGUAGCCGGCAAGAAUGACAUGGACAUGUGUGAGCUGUCGCUAGAAGAAACUGGACUCUCGAGGAAAAGAGGGGCGGAGAUAUUGGUGGGAGAGUUUGAGGAGGCAUGGUGCAAGUACGGAGGUACAAAAUACGUGCCAACUGCUUCCAAAGAGGGUGGGCCCAAGGCAAGGAAGUGACCCAACAAUUAGAAGUGUUUUACGUAGGAUUCAGAACUAUUUAUUGUUUUUUGUUUAUUUUUUUGUUUAUUUUAGCCAUUAUUAAUUAGUUAGCUUAAUUUGACCGUUAGCGGGUGAUUAUUUUCGUAUGACGUAUAUAUACCCAUGCCAGCUGGCCAUUAUUUUGUAUUUUAA
This is a messenger RNA of Halichondria panicea, 4158 nucleotides long. RefSeq names its product unconventional myosin-VI-like. Gene Ontology annotation, biological process: actin filament organization; endocytosis; vesicle transport along actin filament. The record is from RefSeq and is a predicted model, not a curated record. Gene Ontology annotation, cellular component: actin cytoskeleton; myosin complex; endocytic vesicle. Bases 169 to 3984 code for a protein of 1271 amino acids. The transcript is spliced from 32 exons. NCBI's taxonomy places the organism in Eukaryota, Metazoa, Porifera, Demospongiae, Suberitida, Halichondriidae. Gene Ontology annotation, molecular function: microfilament motor activity; actin filament binding; ATP binding.